Messenger RNA from Hypomesus transpacificus, 2639 nucleotides. It is a transcript of the gene igdcc3, whose product is annotated as immunoglobulin superfamily, DCC subclass, member 3. The record is from RefSeq and is a predicted model, not a curated record. Bases 138 to 2513 code for a protein of 791 amino acids. Gene Ontology annotation, cellular component: axon; plasma membrane. NCBI's taxonomy places the organism in Eukaryota, Metazoa, Chordata, Actinopteri, Osmeriformes, Osmeridae. Gene Ontology annotation, biological process: axon guidance; cell-cell adhesion. The transcript has 14 exons. Gene Ontology annotation, molecular function: protein binding.
UUUUGGAUACAGCGGAGUAGAGGAGAGCGCGAGAUGCUGACAGAUUCCUGAUAGAUGUGCAAAAUGGCGCAAGCAUGUUCGACCUCAGAGAGCCACCAAUUGUAGCCUAACUACGAUGAGGAGCUGGAGUUAGUUGGAUGUCUGCCCUUUUCCUCUAUUUUCGCCCCAAGUUGCAUUCUUCAAGUAGCCCAUCGGAAUAUAAACAAAGUGAUUCAAUGGCGACCAGAAGGCGUUGCCUUGUUCAAUGCUUUUUGGGGAUACUUCUUAACGCUUUUAUCGGUGUGACGUGUGAGGCGGAGCUCUCCUUCACCCUGGAGCCCAGUGACAUAAUCGCCGUGCAGCGUCAGCCCCUCAUGCUGCACUGUCAGGUGGACGGCAUCCCACCAAUCACCACGCAGUGGAGGCGGAGUGGCCUUUUAUUGGCCGAAGAGGACCGGCGUCACACCACUUUUGCCAAUGGCUCGCUGCUGAUUGGCUACUUCCAGAAGACCAAGUCGGACGGCUCGUCGGAUGAGGGGGACUACGAGUGCAUGGCGCAGAACUCCUUCGGGCUGGUGGUCAGCCGCAGAGCUCGAGUCCAAGCUGCCACAAUGGCAGACUUCCAUGUGCAGCCACUGUCUGUGCAUGCGGAGGAAGUGGGCAUGGCCAGGUUCCAGUGCCAGAUCCACGGUCUGCCAGAACCAGUUAUCAGCUGGGAGAAAGAUGGCCUUUCAGUGGACACCUCAGAUGAGAGGUACACUCUCCUGCCCACAGGUGUGCUCCAGAUCACCGGGGUCCAGCAGGGGGACAGCGGAGUGUUCUGCUGCGUCGCGCACAACAGUGCGGGGGUCAAACACAGUAAUGGGGCGCGACUCACUGUCUCAGGCUCUCAGUCUUCUGUUUACAAAGAUCCCAUGAUCCUCGUGGGUCCUGAGAACCUCACUCUCACUGUUCACCAAACCGCCAUCUUGGAAUGUGUUGCCACGGGUUACCCCCGUCCAAUUGUGUCCUGGAGCAGGCUUGACGGUCGUCCUAUCGGCGUAGAGGGCAUCCAGGUGUUGGGAACGGGGAACCUGAUGAUCAGUGACGUCGGGGUGCAGCACUCUGGGGUGUACGUGUGCGCCGCCAACAAACCUGGCACCCGCGUCCGCAGGACGGCCCAGGGACGACUGGUGGUCCAAGCACCAGCAGAGUUUGUGCAGUCACCCCAGUCCAUCUCGCGCCCAGUGGGCACCACAGCCAUCUUUACGUGCCAGGCCCAGGGGGAGCCUGAGCCCCAGCUCACCUGGCUGAGGAACGGAGAGGUGCUGGAGCCUGGAGGACACGUCAAGCUGAGGAACAACAACAGCACGUUGACCAUAAAUGGCAUUAGCCAGGAUGACGAGGCGAUCUACCAGUGCAUUGCUGAGAACCGUGCUGGCUCUACCCAGGCUAGCGCCAGGCUGACGGUGCUGUGGACCGACGGGCUCCCCGGCUCCCCCAGCGAGGUGCAGGCCCAUGCCCUGUCCCCCACCUCCAUCCAGGUCUCCUGGAGAGAACCCAACCAGAACACACAGGACAUCAUUGGAUACGUUCUGCAUAUACGCCGGUCCACAGACCCAGUGGAAAUGGAGUACCAGGAGGCGGUCUCCAAGGCAACGCUCCAGCAGGUGGUGGGAGAUCUGGAUCCUUCCACCAGCUAUGUGUUCUACGUCAAAGCCUACACGUCCCGCGGAGCCAGCAAGCCCUCCAGCGCCGUCACACACAGCACCCUGGGGGAGGUGCCUGCCCCACCAUCUCUCUUCACCAGAGUGGUGAGUAGCAGUGUGGUUCAGGCAGUCUGGGAGCCAUCCAAUAAGAUGGGACCUCACCAGGGCUUCCGGCUCUUCUAUAGGAGGGCUCACACACCUAUCUUCAUUGGACCAAUCACCUUCCCCCGCAAUGCAACCCACUACAACAUCACUAAUCUAGAUCCAGCACUUGUCUAUGAGAUCAAGCUGCUGGCUUUUAAUCACCAUGGAGACGGCAAUGCCACUGUGCGCUUCGUCUCUCUCAGGGAGGCUGUGGAGAAAUCAGUCCUGAACACGCCGUGUGACUGUGUGAAGGAUGACCAGAGUAAGUCCUCCACCACUGGCAUCAUCAUCGGCAUCCACAUUGGUGUCACGUGCAUCAUCUUCUGUGUCCUCUUCCUGCUCUUCAGCUACCGCGGCAGAUUGGUGAUGUGUAAGACUGUGCAGGCAACACCCCAGACCGUGCGUCACGUGGGAGAAUCCUCCUCCCAGGGUGCACCUGGGCUAAACGGGGCCACCAGGGGUGUUGCCGAGGGCAAUGGCAGCGUAGCCAAUAAAAGAAGGGGGGACACUAAUGAGUUGGAGAGACUCUUCUCAGGCCCCUCCCACUGUGGAGAGAGAUCCAAAACACACAUGUUGGACAACUCCCUGGUCUCCUGUGUGUUGAACGACACCCAGGUGUCAUCUCUGCCGCUGGAUGGCUUCUGCCUGGAGGGAGAGGCUGAGACGCAGUUCCAGCAGCCACCAACAGGGGGCCAAUGCUGAGAGGCUACACCUCGGGGUGGACUGCCCUCUCAGGGAGACCCUGUUCUGUUGGGGAGGCUCUGCCCCCUCCUGUGCCCCUAAAGACUGUUCUCCUUCACUCAGGUCUACAGCUGUUUCCUUUCAUAG